This is a messenger RNA of Lathyrus sativus (Indian pea), 1185 nucleotides long. Lineage: Eukaryota; Viridiplantae; Streptophyta; Magnoliopsida; Fabales; Fabaceae. The record is from the annotation of a GenBank genome assembly.
AUGUCGGAUGAUGAAAGGGAGGAGAAGGAGUUAGAUCUCUCUUCGUCUGAAGUUGUCACCAAAUACAAAACUGCAGCUGAGAUCGCUAACAAGGCUUUGAAGUUAGUUAUUUCAGAAUGUAAACCUAAGGCUAAGAUUGUCGACAUUUGUGAGAAAGGAGAUUCAUUUAUCAGAGAACAAACUAGUAAUGUUUACAAGAAUGUGAAGAAGAAGAUAGAAAGAGGUGUAGCUUUUCCAACUUGCAUAUCUGUGAACAAUACAAUCUGUCAUUUUUCUCCUCUAGCCAGUGAUGAGACAGUGUUGGAAGAAGGUGAUAUACUGAAAAUUGAUUUGGCUUGUCAUGUAGAUGGGUUCAUUGCUGCAGUGGCUCACACUCACCUUCUUCAAGAAGGUCCGGUUACUGGGAGAGCAGCUGAUGUCAUUGCUGCUGCAAACACUGCUGCUGAGGUGGCCUUAAGGCUUGUUCGGCCAGGAAAGAAGAACAAGGAUGUAACGGAUGCAAUUCAAAAGGUUGCUGCUGCCUAUGAUUGUAAAAUUGUUGAGGGUGUUCUAAGUCACCAACUGAAGCAGUUUGUGAUUGAUGGGAACAAGGUUGUGCUUAGUAUCUCUAAUCCAGAUACAAGGGUUGAUGACUUUGAGUUUGAGGAAAAUGAAGUUUAUGCAAUUGACAUAGUUACAAGCACAGGAGAAGGAAAGCCUAAGUUGUUGGAUGAGAAGCAAACAACCAUUUAUAAGCGGGCUGUUGACAAGAGUUAUCACUUGAAGAUGAAAGCAUCUCGAUUCAUUUUCAGUGAAAUAAGCCAAAAAUUUCCAAUCAUGCCAUUUUCUGCUAGGGCUUUGGAAGAGAAAAGAGCUCGACUAGGUUUAGUGGAAUGUAUGAAUCAUGAGCUCUUGCAGCCAUAUCCUGUUUUGCAUGAAAAGCAAGGUGAUUUUGUUGCACACAUCAAAUUCACGGUCUUGUUAAUGCCAAAUGGAUCUGACCGUGUCACGUCUCACCCUCUCCAAGAAUUGCAGCCCACAAAAACCAUAGAUGAUCCUGAGAUCAAGGCCUGGCUGGCAUUAGGCACAAAGACAAAGAAGAAGGGCGGUGGAAAGAAGAAAAAAGGUAAGAAAGAGGACAAGGCUGAUGCGUCAGUUGAAGCUGCGCCACAAGACUCAACUAAUGGGGCCACACCUAAGGAAUGA